GCAGGCCUCAAUGUAGCUCAAAGACUUGUUCAAUACAUAGUUAAUUUCACUUGGCAUGUUGGUUUGUACAUUAAAUAUACAACUAUUGAUUGCACAACUUUGAAACCAUUUAGUACUCUGUAUAAACACAUUUUACCCAUAACACACCUGGUCAUCAGAGGACCUUGGGAUAUGGGGUCCUUGCAUUGCUGCACUGUGGGUGGGUGUCACAGGCUGAUUAAGUCCAAUGGUGCUGCACAACCAGCCAGCAAAGUUGACCUGCUCUGCCUCAGACUGUUUGAUAAAGGGAUGCAUUUGAAGAAAAGAAAAGGUGUGUUUGAUGGAAAAAUUGCGUAUGUGUGCUGGUAAGGGUAAAAUGAGGAAUCACAGAAGGAUCCAACGCAGAGGACCAUCAUCUACAACUAAGAACGUGAACAAAGGCCAAGGUGCUUUUGGAAAUAUGUGUCGUGGAGGUCGCAUGUUUGCCCCCACCAAAACCUGGCGUCGCUGGCACCGCAGAAUCAACACGACCCAGAAGCGCUAUGCCAUCUGCUCUGCCGUGGCUGCAUCUGCCAUUCCUGCACUGGUGAUGUCCAAAGCCUGCCCAUGCACAAUAUCAGAAGACCUGAGCAGGAUCCUGAAGAGUGAGGAGAUCCAGAAAGCACUUCAUACACCUAGCAAGAAGAUCAACUGCAGAGUGCUGAAGAAGAUCAACCGCAGAGUGCUGAAGAAGAAUCUUCUGAAGAACUUGAGGAUGAUACUCAAAGUGAACCCUUAGGCCAAUACAGCAAGAGGUCAUGCCGUCCUCAAGCUUGACCAUGCGAUCAUGGCCAAGAAGAAGCCUGGAAAGAAAGGAGCACCUGCCAAACCCAAGGCAUACAUCUCUAUACAAGCAGACAAGAUUUCAGUGAUUAAUAAAUCAUUUGUUUCAAAU
This is a messenger RNA of Sebastes umbrosus (honeycomb rockfish), 913 nucleotides long. Its product is annotated as 60S ribosomal protein L4-like. Bases 320 to 757 code for a protein of 145 amino acids. NCBI's taxonomy places the organism in Eukaryota, Metazoa, Chordata, Actinopteri, Perciformes, Sebastidae. The record is from RefSeq and is a predicted model, not a curated record. Gene Ontology annotation, biological process: translation. Gene Ontology annotation, cellular component: cytosolic large ribosomal subunit; ribosome. The transcript is spliced from 7 exons. Gene Ontology annotation, molecular function: structural constituent of ribosome; RNA binding.